Molecule: messenger RNA, 2086 nt
Organism: Xyrauchen texanus (razorback sucker)
Lineage: Eukaryota; Metazoa; Chordata; Actinopteri; Cypriniformes; Catostomidae
Gene: r3hdm4
Product: R3H domain containing 4
Exons: 8
Coding region: 114-893 (259 amino acids)
Molecular function (GO): nucleic acid binding
Source: RefSeq, a predicted model, not a curated record
UCUCUACCUUUAGCUUUUAGCCAUCGCGGCUAACGACAUUUCCUGGACAUUUUCUCCUUCUAAAUUUAUUUUGUUUGUAUUUUUGUCGUUCUUGUUUGCGUGAAGACUGUGCCAUGGUUGUGUUGAAUAGCAAUAACAAUGAGGAACAGGAUGUAAUCCUCAUUGAGCCACGCUGCUCAUCUCUACCCAGCUCUCCUGCCAAACGUGUUUCUCCAGCCAAAAAGAAGCAGUUCUUCAUAAACCAGGCCAUCCGUAAUUCUGACCUCACUCCGAGAGCCAAGGGCAGGAAGAGUCUGAGACGCCAGGAAAACACUCGCUUUCUGGACAAUCUUUUGGAACGGGACGAGUGCUCUAAAGAGGAUGGUGAAGGGUACGAAACGGCUUCACCAACCAUCUUCACUGAAGCCUGCACCAAUGGAAACUAUGUGGAGUACUGGAGUGAUUUUAUGAAUCGUUCUGGGGAAGAGCAAGAGCGACUGUUGGCUCUUCUAGAAGAGGAAGCCCAGAGGACCCACUCCACCAAGAGCCAUAAAGACCAAAGAGAGGGAAAUCCUGACUUCAGUGCACAGGAAUGUUUCCAGAGGAUUGAUCGAAGGUUGCGUUCAACGCUGAGACGCAAACAGAUUCCCAUGGGAGUGUUGGAGGGGCUGGAGUCAGCUCUGCUGGGAUUCUUCAUGGCACAUCCAAACUCAAUUUACUUGACCAAACUUAGCAGCAGUUAUGAGCGACUACUGCUUCAUGCUGUCUGCCAAUACAUGGAUCUUACCUCUGCUAGCUCUGAUUGUAAUGGUGCACGCCAAACAGAGGUGGUCAACAAACAGGAAGAGUUUCUCCCUCCUCAGCCGCUGCUUUCUGCCUACCUGGAGCAGAUGAACGGAGCUGAGCUGCCAUGAAUCCUAGCCAGAACUAGUACCAGUGCUGUUCAUCCAGCCAGAACUAGCACCAGUGCCCUUCACAUGGCCAGCGGGAACUCUGGAGCAGCAUUAAAGUCAAAGGACCUGGCCCUAACUAGAGUGAUGUACUCAGUCUCAUGGUCUUUUUAAAUGCAUUUUCUGGUCUUUUGGAGCACCUAUAAGUAGAUGUUGUUACACACCUCUCUUUAGAAAUUAUCUGAUUUUUUUUUCUCAUGUUCCACAAUUUUUCCAUGUGCUAUCAGUGGCCUCUUUAUAUUUAAGUAGAAACAUAGUUGUGUGUGAACUGAUCAAGAGGCAGAAUAUGAUUUGUUCAUAUUUCGAUGUGACAACUUCAGCAAAAUCUAAAUGCACAUCAAAAAGCAAAUGGUGGUUAUUAGGCUGUUUCUGUUUGUUUACAUCUCAAGUCAAGUCAAGUGGUUUUUAUUGAACUGAAGUAGUAACCAAUUCUCAUGCAUUUGUACAAACUUGUAAUUUGACUAUUUCACUUCAGCCAAUCCUGCCUGACAACUAAAGAGUGAUCAGUAGACCUUUUGUGCCCAGCAUUCUAUCAAGAACUUGAAUUUCAGUUUUCAGUUACUCUGUCGAUUUCAGGCACUUCUUAUUUACCUUAAUGGUCAACCAACAUGCACUUACAACUAUGCCUUACCUGUGCAGGCUAUGUUUGUAUUUAUAUAUUGAGCCUUAACAUCAAGGCUAUUAUGGUUUACAUACAGGGAAAAUCUUUUAAUGUUUUUUACCAUCAAGAGUCCUGAGACACUUGAGCAGUUCUUGCAUUGGUGUUUAUAACCAAAGUGUAUGUAUGCAUGUAUUAAACACUGAUUCUCAGGCAUCAACCCUCAUGAAUGUGGACAUUAAACAUUUACAUUACUCAUGUAAUCAUGUGGAAAUCACGUUUUUGUCAUAGUGAGUGUUGAACCCUCUUUGGGGGAAAGAGUGUGCUUUCUAGAACAAUAUGUAUAUCUGUGUGCCAUUAAUUAAGUUUAAUGCUAUUUAUACUGUGGUUGCAGAACAUGAAUAUAGAGUGCUUUUUUGCAUUUAGUUUUUAUAUGUGGCAAGUAUCUGUACUUAGGACAAAUAUAAUGAACAUGAUCAUAGAUGUGUGAUUAUUGUAUGGACCGGAUGCAAAUCAGUUUGGGCAUAUGAACCUAAACAUGAAAAUAAACUCAAGUUAC